Molecule: messenger RNA, 678 nt
Organism: Paramacrobiotus metropolitanus
Lineage: Eukaryota; Metazoa; Tardigrada; Eutardigrada; Parachela; Macrobiotidae
Exons: 3
Coding region: 203-535 (110 amino acids)
Source: RefSeq, a predicted model, not a curated record
UGUUUCACGAGAUGUGCGUUUCCAGGAGUUCGGACUUCGGAGUUGUCAGAACUCAGAAGUGAUCAGCAUUCAGAUCUUCGAAAGCAAGCAUUCAGAUCUUCGAAAGCAAGCAUUCAGAUCUUCGAAAGAUUCUGCUUUACGAAACGCAUGAGCAAGCUCGAAGGAUUGGGCAUAGUGGUGAUAGCGAAGCUUUAAGAACAACAUGAGUGCGCGUUUGGGUUUGAGGACAGUUGCGUCGCUCCCAAGGCGUUUCGGUCCAUCGUUAUGGUACUUGACGGAGUUAAACAAUCGUUCAUCCAGGUGUCUUUCCUACACGCAGUCCCGCUUUGCGACUGUUCAGGAGGAAAAGCGCACUCCUGACUACAGUAAGAUGUCUCUUCCUCUGAAAUUUAUGAUACGACUUAUUGUGGGAUAUCGGGACUACGGCCUGACGGCGUUGACGUUCCAUGCUGUAUGCGCUGGUUUCUCCCUGGGUUCGAUCUGGUAUCUGAUCUACAAAUUGUGGAUAAAUAAAGUGUUUCGUGGGCCGUUGUAGUGGAUACGAUGUGGUGGGCUUUUUGGCACGACUGGGAUUUGUGUCACCGUUUAACCUGCUGCUAUCCCAUAUCCAACAGGCAUUUGGAGGCUCCCAUUUUGCCUUAGCGUAUUCGAUACAUAAAGCUUUUUCUCCGGUCCGGG